AAACGCAGUACGAGUGGUGCUGCUGUUUUACCCACUCAAGAUCCAGAGGAUCCGGCCACAUAUCGCAUGGGUAUGGGUGAUUCACGAACACCUGUAUCGCAAGCCAAACAACAACCGAUGAUGAAUGCUGAUGCUAUUCUGGCACUUGAACGUCGCCAAGCGGAAUUGGAAGCUCGGGCUGCCGAGCUGGAUCGACGGGAGAAAGAACAGCAGGCUCGAAUGGCCUCUUACCAAGCCGGACCCCCUCCACACAAUUGGCCGCCAUUGGCUCCAUGGUGCCCGUGUAAGCCAUGUGUUCGUCAGGAUUUCGAGGCAGAUAUUCCUGCAGAUUGUCGUUGGAUGGCCAAAAUGGGCUAUGGACUAUGGUUGGCUUAUGCGCUGCUUUUGCUGAUCAAUAUGGGCGGAACGUUGAGCUACUUCAUUGUGGGUAGAAUGGGCGCUGAGGGACCACUUUUUGGAGCUUCGAUUCUGCUCGUCUUGGUGAUGCCUCCCUUGACGUUCUUUGGUUGGCAUCGCCCAUUGUACAAGGCACUCAGACACCAUCUGAUUCGGAACCUGUCCUUCUCCGGUGUCGGCUCGAAAAUCGCACGACCGAUCGGGUUCAUUUAUCGAUCGGUCGAAUGGUCCAGCCGCAACAAGGGACCUGGUGCUUGCCCAGCUAAGCCGAGCGAGAAACCACAUCUUGUCUACAACCGUGAGUCUUAG
This is a messenger RNA of Echinostoma caproni, 705 nucleotides long. NCBI's taxonomy places the organism in Eukaryota, Metazoa, Platyhelminthes, Trematoda, Plagiorchiida, Echinostomatidae. The record is from the annotation of a GenBank genome assembly.